Molecule: messenger RNA, 3464 nt
Organism: Amoebophrya sp. A25
Lineage: Eukaryota; Dinophyceae; Syndiniales; Amoebophryaceae
Source: the annotation of a GenBank genome assembly
AGACUCUUGAAGAUUUUCAUCUUUUCACUUCCUUUUCAUAGUAUUGAUAUUGAAGAUCCCCUACCAGCUAGUAUUUUUCUCGAAUCCAAAUCCAGUAUUUUCGAGCGCCUCCUGCAUUAUUUUCUAGCGUAGUCGUAGUUGUACAACCGGUACAAAUAAUCUGUAUUUGGUCCAGUUCAAUUGGGGACGACAAUGAGUGAAUAAAUAUGGGAGACGAACAGAGCAAAGGUGAGAAGCCACCACAAGAAGAACCACAAGGUACUUAGCUUAUAGAUCUCCUUAUAAUUCUAGUUAAGUCGUAGGACAAUUCCGAACCGACUAACAUCAUCAUCAUAAUUCUAGUUAAUCUACGUCUAGGCCAUCUAAUAAAAUAUUCACUUUCAUUGAUUUGCUUCAGAAUAUGAAGAAGAGUGAUUGCCUAAGUCCCUAUCAAAAACAAAGCACAUGACUAUGCUUCCCCUUCAACAUUCAAGCAACAUCACUCUGCUAGACUACAUUUCGAUUAUCGAAGGAGUUGACGUAUUUAUUCAAAUACGAUGAAAAAACCGUUUAUAACGUCUCUUCAGUGGAUGGACGUAAGCAUCAUGAGCAUAAAAACCCACACUGUACUAUGAUCAUUUCCCACAUUUAAAGUUUCGACACGUCUAGUGCAGAUUCGGUAACCUAUCCUAAAUCCUAUCCUAAAUCCUAUCCUAAAUCCUAUCCUAAAUCCUAUCCUAAAUCCUAUCCUAAAUCCUAUCCUAAAUCCUAUCCUAAAUCCUAUCCUAAAUCCUAUCCUAAAACAGGAAAAGGCCCCUUACCAGGAGCAGGCGAUAAGCAGCCAUCCUCACCUUUUGUAGUUCCACCGGUUGUAUUCCAAGAAGAAGAAAAAGCAGCGCCAAGUGACGACGACCCCAGUGCUGAACCUCCUGAACUGAUAGAUGAGGCAGGAGACCUCCCACAUCGUCCUGCAACUACAACUGUUGAACCUCCUGCUGCAACUAGUCUCCAAGAUCCAGGUCAGCCUCGUCUAGACGCCGAAAAGAUGAGAUCCUCUUCCUCGAGUGGGAGUUCGAAGUCUUCGGAUUCGUCCAGGGUGUCGAAGAGAUCGUCGAAGGGCUCAUCCUUGGGAGGAGGCGUCACCGUCACGGACCGUCCCCAAGGCUCUAGCUUUCGCGCACCUAGCGUCAGAAAAACCCAGCAAGAAGGCGAAGAGGGAUUUUUCGGGAGCAUGGCAAAGGGUGACUCGGAUCAAGAUGCUGCACCUAGGAAGAGCGCAGUCGCUCCUGGUGGAGCGCAAAGUUUGGUGCAAAAAGCUCAUGCUUUGCUGAAUAUCUCCAAUUUGCAACAACGAGGAAUCGGAUUGAACGAUGCUGCCGCGAGAGCACAACAGUCAACCGCGAACUUGGAUCCCACGAAGCGGGCAGAAGAUUUGCCGCCGGGUCCACAAUUUAUGGCUACAUCAAGAAAUCCAUCUUCACAGCAGGCAUCCUGAGACGGUCUCAGAAAUCAAGGUAAAAAUAAAGGUGUCAGGAUGCAACAUUUCAUCAGAAGAUAGUUGUACUUGUAGUUCUAAACAAGACAAGAAAGACGCGGAUGGAAAAUGGCAACUGGAUACUUCGCACCCCAAGGUCGCCACGAAGGCUCUGGUGGAUGACUUAAAGUUAAGGUGGGAGGUUUUUCGAAGGGGUUACCUCAGAAUAAGCAAGUAAUAAAUUCGAGGAUAAUACUAUGUAUUAGUAUUCUACGUCUACUAGACUUUUUUUUUUUGACUAGGAUCGAUGUAGUUAAAGUUAAUUAUCUCGAUUUCUUGUUCUAGAUUGAUAGAAUAUAUAAGAAGUCGUGUAGUUACCACAUCAUAAUCGCAUUCCUUACUUCUACUUUGUCGUUUUGGACAAUACUAGGAAAGAAGUCAAGUACAACCAUGGCCUCCUGAAGAAUGUAAGAACUACAAGUGCGCAACGUCUAACAAAGCGCCGUGAGGAAAAAAUGCUUUCUGGAGACAUUCUGAAGCCGGAUGAAGAAUCGCCCUUUUCCGCCAGAGGCUUAGUCAAUGAGCGUGGCAGUUUGACGUUGGAUUCUGCUCCGAAGAAAUUGGGGAAUGAUUUGAUCCUUAAAUUCAACAGAUCUUUGUCGGAUUUACUAGGUGGAGCAAAUAAUGCCAACAGCGCAGCAGCUGCACCAAGAACCGAUAUCAAAAUACCGAAAAACCCGAAUAGGUUCAAAAACCUUGGUGGAGGUGGGUACAUCGAUAACAACAAGGCAGCGGGUAUGUUCCCGCCCGGAGCUUCCAAUGAUCCCAACAGAGAACUCCAAAAGAUGCGGAAUAACUUAAAAUCAACUAGGAGUGCAGGAGGAACUAGUAGUGUAGGAGGAGGUAGCAAUCAGCAUCAGGCUCAACAACAGGAAGAUUACGACUAUGGAGGAGGAGGAGACUUUGGUGGAGGCGGACGCGAUGACAUGCCACGGAGUCAGCUCCCGGGAGGAGGUUUUGGCGGUGAUGGACUUGGUGGUGGAGGUGGAGGUUUUGGUGGUGGUGGUGGUGGAGGUGGCUUCAACCAAAAGGGAGGUAAGCAGGAAGGUAAAGCGGGUGGAUUUGCAGGUGGAUGGAAUCCUGGACAGGACUUUCAAAGGGAUUGGCAACAGCAACAAGGCAAAGAUCCUGUUGGUGUUCCCGUGCCAGGAGGAAAGAUGAUGGGCAAAAUGGGAAUGGAUGGAAAGGGAGGAAAACAUAUGAUGUUGAUGGGGAAAGGGAAAGCUGGAGGUGGAGCAAACGUGACAGGUGGAACAAAGGCGGGCUCCUCUCCAAAGGGUGGAAAGGCUUCUAUUUUCGACUGGAGCUAUGACGCGAAAUCCAGACCAAAGGGUCCGCCGACGCAAAUCAUGCCUGACAAGUACGAGUUCUUUGCGGCGUCGCCAGCUUUUAACGCUCUGGAGGCCGAGCAGGAGGAUGCUGAUUUUGAUGGGACUUUGGCGCCCCCCUUGCCCUUCGGUAGUAGAAAUAGUGACACGAUGGUCUUUCCUGGGGAAGAACCUGUUGGCACUCCUAGAAGAGGUAGUGGAGGCAGUGCUAGAAGAUCCAGUGGAGGUGGAAGUCUAGGCAGUGCUAGAAGAUCCAGUGGAGGUGGAAGCCCAAUGAUUAAGGCAAGAGUCGUGAUAAUUUUGUUAAAACUUUAGCUCUAUAAUUAGUAUUUGAUCAUGAUUUUGAAUUUGAAUUUGAAGGCACAUGUACAGUCUGUUUACCGCGCGCAGCACGUCAUGAUUCAGAACAUCUUUAUCUUUUUUGGUGCUCCUGACUUGGGGGCGGGACAUCAGGCAGCACGUGUUCCUGGCUGUGAGGGGGUGCCAGGCAACACCAGUCAAUUAAUGUGGGGGAAUCAGUAGAGAUGAUCGUGACCAGACGAGAUGUUAUCAUCUUCGGUAAUUAUAUAUAGAGAUUGUUCUUCUUGUAUUGACAACUUCUUCUAAUGUAAAUGCAGCCAUGA